CUCCUAGCCCCGCGGCCGCCGCUGGAAGAUGUCUCAGGAGAGGCCCACGUUCUACCGGCAGGAGCUGAAUAAGACAAUCUGGGAGGUGCCCGAGCGUUACCAGAACCUGUCCCCGGUGGGCUCCGGCGCCUACGGCUCCGUGUGUGCUGCUUUUGACACAAAAACUGGGUUACGUGUGGCAGUCAAGAAGCUCUCCAGACCAUUUCAGUCCAUUAUUCAUGCCAAAAGGACCUACAGAGAACUGCGGUUACUGAAACAUAUGAAACAUGAAAAUGUGAUUGGUCUCUUGGAUGUUUUUACACCUGCAAGGUCUCUGGAGGAAUUCAAUGAUGUGUAUCUGGUGACCCAUCUUAUGGGAGCAGAUCUGAACAACAUUGUGAAAUGUCAGAAGCUUACGGAUGACCAUGUUCAGUUCCUUAUCUACCAAAUUCUCCGAGGUCUCAAGGUAUAUUCUUCCUCUUUCCAAAGCUUAAGAAAAGGAAGAGGAAAAAAAAGAAAAAACCUUUCUUAUGGAAAAUUUCGAACACUCACAGAAUCACAAAUACAAUCAUAGUGUAAUGAACCCCUACGUUUACACAGUGACCACAAUUUCCAACAUAGGACCAAUCUUUCCUUUGUGUUCCCCAAGCCCUGAAUUAUUUUAAAGCAAGUCUAGAUGUAAUGUUGUUCCACUCAUAGAUAUUUCAGUAUGUAUGUCUAAGAGCUCAAGAUUCUUCAUUCUUACAUCUGAAGAGUAGUAAUAAUUUCUUGAUAUAAUCUAAUAUCUGGUUAGUGUCAUGUUGAAACUUUAAAAACCUCCUCAAGGAGCCUAAUUUAUUUGUGGGAGGGGCAGAUAAGUAAUGUUUUAAAAUUAAAACACCUUUGACAUUUAGCAGCUUUGAGUCCUUAUUGAACUCCACAAAACCAAUCAGAAAACAAGUU
Molecule: messenger RNA, 921 nt
Organism: Canis lupus familiaris (dog)
Lineage: Eukaryota; Metazoa; Chordata; Mammalia; Carnivora; Canidae
Product: mitogen-activated protein kinase 14-like
Exons: 1
Coding region: 29-553 (174 amino acids)
Biological process (GO): protein phosphorylation; intracellular signal transduction
Cellular component (GO): nucleus; cytoplasm
Molecular function (GO): protein serine/threonine kinase activity; ATP binding
Source: RefSeq, a predicted model, not a curated record